Molecule: messenger RNA, 760 nt
Organism: Scheffersomyces coipomensis
Lineage: Eukaryota; Fungi; Ascomycota; Pichiomycetes; Serinales; Debaryomycetaceae
Exons: 1
Coding region: 264-743 (159 amino acids)
Source: RefSeq, a predicted model, not a curated record
GAUGAGUGAUACAUUAUAUACCAUUGUAAAGGCCUAAAUAGGUAAUUUUUAUUUGCUACAUCAUCAAAUGCGAGUUGCGAAAAAUAUUUUUUUGUGAUGAUGAAUGAUAGGGUUUCAACUAUGAUAUGAUAAUAAAUAUAUUAUUUUUGCAAUGGGAGUUUAACCGAAUGAAACUUUAUAAAAAAAGAAACUUUAAAGUGAAGCAUGAUGGUAUUGGUUUCAGAAGUUGAUAUAUAAGUAGACAGUAUUUCGUCAAAUGGUUUAUGUUCAUUCCCUUCUUUUUUUCCAGUUCUUCAUUCUACAAUCAUAUUUAUUAUUAUUAUUAUUAUUAUAAGAUGUUAUCAUUUAGAGUUCUUUUACUUGCUGCUUUAUUAGCCGUCCAUAUUGGAUGUGCCCUCAUCAGACAAGAUGUUUAUAAGAUGGAUAAUGGGAAAUAUUUGAUCAAGAAGGAAGAAAUCGUUGAUCAACAAGAAUUAUUAUUAGGAGCUGGAGCUGAGAAAGCUAAGGAACAAGUUGUGGCUCCAAAGAAGAGAAAAGUUAGAGUUAAGAAGAGAAAUGGUGUUUGUCCAAAUAAUUCAUCUAGUUCUUCAAGUUUGGUGUCUGUGGUCCCACCUGUUGCUACUGCUACUCCUCCAUCGUCCGCUCCUGCUGUUACAACUGCUCCAACUAGUUCUACUACUAGUACUUUCAAUUGGGAUGAUAUUUUUACUUUGACUAGUACUACUACCGCUGCUCAACCAUAGAGAUGUUAGAUUAAAAU